Messenger RNA from Tripterygium wilfordii, 1355 nucleotides. Its product is annotated as class V chitinase-like. Lineage: Eukaryota; Viridiplantae; Streptophyta; Magnoliopsida; Celastrales; Celastraceae. Gene Ontology annotation, molecular function: chitinase activity; chitin binding. The record is from RefSeq and is a predicted model, not a curated record. Gene Ontology annotation, biological process: chitin catabolic process; carbohydrate metabolic process. The transcript is spliced from 2 exons. Gene Ontology annotation, cellular component: extracellular region. The coding region runs from base 53 to 1165 and encodes 370 amino acids.
UUAUAUACUUAUAUAUCAAGCAAGAUAUAGAAUCUCUAUUCCUCAUCUCAAAAUGGUUUCUGAAUCCAAAAUCCAUCUCUUCUUCAUCUCCACCCUCCUUUUUCUUCUGCAAAUCCGUCUCUCUGCCGGGCAGAAUGUCGUUAAAGCUGCCUAUUGGUCUGCUAACAGCGAAUUCCCAGUUUCGAGCAUAGACUCCACCCUCUUUACUCACCUGUUCUGUGCAUUCGCUGAUCUUGAUCCCCAAACCAAUCGAGUCGUUGUUUCUUCUGCAAACCAAGCAAGUUUCUCUACCUUCACACAAACUGUGCAACAAAAAAACCCUUCAGUCAAAACCCUUUUAUCGAUUGGUGGUGGAAGCUCAAAUCCAAAUGAUUUUGCUUCAAUGGUUAGCCAAUCUAGCUCGCGGAAAUCAUUCAUCGACUCUUCUAUAAGUUUAGCAAGGUCUUAUGGCUUUCAUGGCCUUGACCUCGAUUGGGAGUACCCUGACACAACAGCAAAGAUGUCCAACCUCGGUUUGUUUCUCAAUGAAUGGAGAGCCGCUGUGGCAAGUGAGUCCACCGCCUCUGGCAAGCCUCGCCUGUUUCUCUCUGCUGCUGUUUUUCGCAAUAAAGACUAUUACACCAUAAAUUACCCCAUCCAAGCUAUAUCAAACAGUUUGGAUUGGAUCAACGUGAUGGCCUAUGACUUUUAUGGUCCAGGUUGGUCCCCAACUUCAACAGGUCCCCCUGCUGCAUUGUACAACCCUGGAACUCAAGUCAGUGGAGAUUAUGGAAUCACAUCUUGGAUUCAGGCUGGUGUGCCUUCCACUAAAAUAGUGCUUGGAUUCCCCUUUUACGGCUGGGCAUGGCGGCUUUUGAAUGCCAAUAACCACGGCCUCUUUGCACCAGCAAACGGAUCAGCUCUGCCAGGUGAUGGUUCAAUAGGUUAUGGGCAGAUAAAAACCUUCAUUAGCCAAAACAGGGCAACAACUGUCUAUAAUGCGACUGUUGUAUCAAACUAUUGCUACUCCGGGACGACAUGGAUUGGCUAUGAUGAUACACAGAGUAUUUCUGCCAAGGUUUCAUAUGCUAAAGGUAAAAGUCUGCUAGGUUACUUUGCAUGGCAUGUUGGUGCAGAUGACAAUUGGACCCUUUCCAAACAAGCAUCAUCUACUUGGGGGGCAUAGGCGACGCUGGUUCCUGGCAAGAUAUAUAUAUAUAUAUACACACAACUCCAUAGAAUAAGAGAGUUUUAUGCACAACAUAUUGAAAGCAAUGGCACUGACAUAUAUAGAUGUCAUUAGAAUAAGCCGAAUAAGAUGUACUAUUUCAAAUAAAUAAAUAAGACAAGAAAGCAAUUACAAAUUUACAGAGCCA